Molecule: messenger RNA, 1251 nt
Organism: Trypanosoma cruzi
Lineage: Eukaryota; Euglenozoa; Kinetoplastea; Trypanosomatida; Trypanosomatidae
Product: tyrosine aminotransferase
Exons: 1
Coding region: 1-1251 (416 amino acids)
Biological process (GO): aromatic amino acid metabolic process; biosynthetic process
Molecular function (GO): pyridoxal phosphate binding; L-tyrosine:2-oxoglutarate transaminase activity
Source: RefSeq, a predicted model, not a curated record
AUGAGCUCGUGGGACGUUUCCAUGUCGAACCAUGCGGGUCUCGUGUUCAACCCCAUUCGCACCGUUUCGGACAACGCGAAACCGUCGCCGUCUCCGAAGCCGAUUAUUAAGCUCUCCGUCGGUGACCCGACGCUGGACAAGAACCUUCUCACGUCGGCAGCCCAAAUCAAGAAGCUGAAGGAGGCGAUCGACUCACAGGAGUGCAACGGCUACUUCCCGACGGUGGGCUCCCCAGAAGCCCGCGAAGCUGUCGCGACAUGGUGGCGCAACUCGUUUGUCCACAAGGAAGAACUGAAGAGCACGAUCGUGAAGGAUAACGUGGUGCUCUGCUCUGGCGGGUCGCAUGGCAUUCUGAUGGCCAUCACGGCGAUCUGUGACGCGGGUGACUACGCCCUGGUGCCCCAGCCGGGCUUCCCCCACUACGAGACGGUGUGCAAGGCGUACGGCAUCGGCAUGCACUUUUACAAUUGUCGGCCGGAGAACGACUGGGAGGCCGACCUUGACGAGAUCCGGAGGCUCAAGGACGAUAAGACGAAGCUGCUCAUUGUAACGAACCCGUCCAACCCGUGCGGCAGCAACUUCAGCCGCAAACACGUCGAGGACAUUGUGCGGCUUGCCGAGGAACUGCGUCUGCCCCUCUUUUCGGACGAGAUCUACGCUGGCAUGGUCUUCAAGGGCAAGGAUCCAAACGCGACCUUCACGUCUGUGGCUGACUUUGAGACCACGGUGCCGCGCGUGAUUUUGGGUGGCACUGCGAAGAACCUCGUUGUUCCCGGGUGGCGGCUGGGAUGGCUGCUCUACGUGGAUCCACACGGCAACGGCCCCAGCUUCCUGGAUGGUCUGAAGCGCGUGGGGAUGUUGGUCUGUGGGCCAUGCACGGUUGUCCAGGCAGCCCUUGGCGAGGCCCUCCUCAACACUCCGCAGGAGCACCUUGAUCAGAUCGUUGCCAAAAUCGAGGAAAGCGCCAUGUACCUGUACAAUCACAUUGGUGAGUGUAUCGGCCUGGCUCCGACGAUGCCGCGGGGAGCAAUGUACUUGAUGUCGAGGAUUGAUUUGGAGAAGUACAGAGACAUCAAGACCGACGUGGAGUUCUUCGAGAAGCUGCUCGAGGAGGAAAACGUGCAGGUGCUGCCUGGAACCAUCUUCCAUGCACCAGGCUUCACGCGGUUAACGACGACGCGGCCCGUUGAGGUAUACCGUGAGGCUGUUGAGCGCAUCAAGGCGUUCUGCCAGCGUCACGCGGCCGUUUAG